AUGGCUGCCAAAUGCCCCUUGACACCCGAUGAUGCAAACGAGCUCUGCAGGAGGGCUGAUCAAUUAACAAAUGAGUCAUUAGAGAGCACCAGAAACAUGAAGCUUCUGUUAGAAGAGAGCAAACAUGCCGGGAUCAGGACAGUGGUCAUGCUAGAUGAACAAGGCGAGCAACUGGAGCGAAUAGAAGAGGGGCUGGACCAGAUCAAUCACAAUAUGAGGGAAGCUGAGAAAAGUCUCACAGACCUUGGCAAAUGCUGUGGCCUCUGCUCAUGUGAUAAGCUAAAGACAUUUGAAGUCAGUGGAGCCUAUAAAAAGGUAUGGAUGAAUAAUAAGGAUGGUGUGGUGUCCAGUCAACCCCCAUCUCGUGUGGUGGAUGAGAGAGAGAAAAUGACAAUGAGUGGUGGAUAUUUCUCGAGAGUGACAAAUGAUGCAAGGGAGGAUGAGAUGGAGGAGAACCUGACGCAUGUAGAUAGCAUCCUCGGCAAUUUGAGAAACAUGGCAUUUGACAUAGGCAACGAAAUUGAUGCUCAGAAUGUACAGACCAAGCGGAUACAGUCAAAGGCCAUUGUGAAUGAGUGUCGCAUCAGUGAGGCUAAUCAGAAGGCUACCAAGUUAAUAGUGAGAUAA
Trichomycterus rosablanca is the source of this 627-nucleotide messenger RNA. RefSeq names its product SNARE_SNAP25N and SNARE_SNAP23C domain-containing protein. Gene Ontology annotation, biological process: exocytosis; synaptic vesicle fusion to presynaptic active zone membrane; synaptic vesicle priming. Gene Ontology annotation, molecular function: voltage-gated potassium channel activity; SNAP receptor activity; syntaxin-1 binding. Bases 1 to 627 code for a protein of 208 amino acids. Gene Ontology annotation, cellular component: SNARE complex; plasma membrane. The transcript is spliced from 7 exons. NCBI's taxonomy places the organism in Eukaryota, Metazoa, Chordata, Actinopteri, Siluriformes, Trichomycteridae. The record is from RefSeq and is a predicted model, not a curated record.